AACGAAACGUAUCGAGAUAGUAAACAAACGAGAUCCGAUAUUUUAAAUGAGCGUAAAACGGAACGCAGCAGUCACCAAAAAAAAUGGCGGUGGCACUUGUUAGUUCGGCUCGUCAGGUAGGGAGGCUGACAAAUGCUGCCAGAAGACUUUAUUCAGAUGUUCAGCCGAAGAUAACCACUCACUACACAAUACACCCUAGGGAGAAAGAUCCAAGAUGGAAAGAAGUAAAUAUGGAGCGUAUUGCAGAGGAGACGGACAUCCUCAUCAUCGGUGGAGGGCCGGCCGGCAUGGCAGCUGCCAUCAGAGCCAGGCAGAUUGCCGCGGAAAAGGGAGCUGAAGUCCGAGUAACACUCCUAGAGAAAGCUGCAGAGACUGGUGGCCACAUCCUGUCCGGUGCGUGUGUGGACCCCAUCGCCCUGAAUGAGCUGAUCCCCGACUGGAAGGAGAAGGGUGCUCCGAUGAACACUGAAGUCACUGCCGACAAGUUCGGGCUGCUGUCUAAGACUGGACGAAUUCCGUUGCCAGUGUUUCCAGGCCUGCCGAACUACAACCACGGUAACUAUGUGGUGCGGCUCGGGCACCUGGUGCGGUGGCUCGGGGAGCAGGCUGAGGAGGCUGGCGCUGAGGUGUGGCCGGGCUGCGCGGGCGCAGAGCUUCUCUACCGGCCGGACGGGUCGCUCCGCGGCGUGGCCACCGGCGACGUGGGCGUGGCCAAGGACGGCUCGCCCAAGGACAUGUUCGAACGAGGCAUGGAGUUUCAUGCCAAGUUGACUAUUUUUACUGAAGGGUGCCACGGGCACUUGACGAAGAUGGCGAGUCAAAAAUACAACCUGCGAGAGAAGAGCGAGCCGCAGUCAUACGGUAUCGGACUGAAGGAGCUGUGGGAAGUCGCACCUGAGAACCACCAGCCCGGCCUAGUCGAGCACACAAUCGGUUGGCCACUAGACAAAAACACCUACGGGGGUUCCUUCAUCUACCACCUCAAGCAAGCCGAGGGGGAGGCCCCAUUGGUCGCUGCCGGCUUCGUCGUAGGGUUGGACUAUAGCAACCCGUAUCUGAGCCCGUUCAAAGAGUUCCAGAGGUUUAAGACGCAUCCGUAUAUCAAUAAGCUGUUUCAAGGCGGCACCCGCAUAGCGUACGGCGCCCGCGCCCUGGUCGAAGGCGGCUGGCAGUGCCUUCCUAAACCCGUGUUCCCGGGCGGCUGCCUCGCCGGCGACUCGGCUGGCUUCCUCAACGUGCCGCGCAUCAAGGGAACUCAUAAUGCUAUGAAGAGCGGUAUGCUAGCCGCAGAAGCGGCCAUGGAUCUGAUAAUAUCUGGCGAGGCGACGCACGAAGCCGGCGUGGUGCCCGCCGCGUAUGAAGACAAGCUCAAGAGCUCAUACGUUUAUAAGGAGCUGAAGCAAGUCCGCAACUGCCGUCCGUCGUUCCACACCGGUCUCGGUCUGUACGGCGGGCUCGCCUACUCCGCCUUCUCCACCGCAAUGCGAGGCAAGGAGCCAUGGACGCUCAGCCACGGAGGAGCGGACCACGCGCGCCUGAAGCCCGCGAAGGAGUGCCAGCCCAUCGAGUACCCCAAGCCGGACGGCGUCGUCACCUUCGACCUGCUCUCCUCUGUAGCUCUUACUGGCACGAACCACGAGGCGGACCAGCCAGCGCACCUGACGCUCAAGGACGACUCGGUGCCCGUCAACACCAACCUCGCCGUGUACGACGGACCCGAGGCACGGUUCUGUCCCGCAGGAGUGUACGAAUAUGUACCCAUGGAGACUGGUGAUGGCCAAAGACUACAAAUUAACGCACAAAACUGUAUCCAUUGUAAGACGUGCGACAUCAAGGACCCAUCACAGAACAUCAACUGGGUGGUCCCAGAGGGCGGCGGCGGCCCCGCAUACAACGGCAUGUAAACGCUAUUCAAAGAACUAUACAUAGUACGAUCGAAGUAUAGCGAACCCACUUGUUUGAGCCUUACAUUUUAACACAGAGAUGUCAAUUGUUUAUUGUGAAUUUUAGAUUGGCCAAUCAAAGUGCUCGAUUCUAAGCGGUCAAAUCAAAAUGGCGAUCUCUUAGUGUGCUGUUACGAUGGCGGAAACAAAGUUAAUUGAUACUUGUUUUUGUACCUUGUAAAAGAAGACUAGGGAAGGAGUAUGUAGUAUGUUACAUGUGUUUAUAACGAAACCGUACAAAAACUGUAACCUAUGUCUUCAUCGCUAUGUACAAAAUGAUGUUGGUAGAUUUAAUUAUUUCGUACCUCGAAGUUUUGAUUUACUUUUGUAUCACUUAACUCUCUCAUAAACUUGUGAUAGCGGUAAUGAGUGAUAAGAUUGGUAAAAAUAAUUUUAAUUUAGUUAAAAAUAUACCUAAUUAGGCUAAAAUGAGUACCUACAUACCUUUGACCUAUAUUUGAAACUAUUACUACUGUAAAAAUAACGAAUCUGUUCUGAUAGUCGAUCAUAGCUGAAACGGUUUUAUUCCGUUUUUGUAAAUAAUUUCAGAGGAAUAUAUACAUACAUACAAUAUAUCUGAAUAUUUUUGAGAUUCCCUUUUUACCUUGAAAGAGAAGUCAUAUUUUUGAGAUUCGAUAUACAAAUAUACAAUAAAUCGGUCUAUUUCUAUUGCAAGCUAUUGCGAUCAUCAGUUGUAAAUUUAUUUAUAAUUGUAUUAACAUAAAUAAAUUAUUUUACCUGUACUAGAAUGCUGAACUGUGUGUAUGUUAUGUUGAGAUCCUAUUUAGUAAUAAGUGUUAAUUUUGUAACUUUUACGAGAUAAAUAUACCUUAAUUUUAAUAA
This is a messenger RNA of Plutella xylostella (diamondback moth), 2786 nucleotides long. It is a transcript of the gene Etf-QO, whose product is annotated as electron transfer flavoprotein-ubiquinone oxidoreductase. Gene Ontology annotation, cellular component: mitochondrial inner membrane. Gene Ontology annotation, molecular function: electron-transferring-flavoprotein dehydrogenase activity; iron-sulfur cluster binding. NCBI's taxonomy places the organism in Eukaryota, Metazoa, Arthropoda, Insecta, Lepidoptera, Plutellidae. The record is from RefSeq and is a predicted model, not a curated record. Gene Ontology annotation, biological process: electron transport chain.